UCCAUCUUCGCUCUGGUCUUUCAGCCCCUCUCACCAGCUCUUCCCUUUACCGUCUGGCAAGCUCUUCCACGCAAGCUUGCUCGCCCAUCUCAACACCGGUCUUGCACCUCGCAUCUGCUCCCCCUCGAGCCCUCUCUCCGCCCUCUCUAGCUACCAACCGUCCAUCACAACCGCCAAGAUGUUUAUGGCAAGAUCCGAAUACGACCGGGGAAUCAACACCUUCUCCCCCGAAGGCCGGCUCUUCCAGGUCGAAUACUCCCUCGAAGCCAUCAAGCUCGGCUCCACGGCCAUCGGCGUCGCCACCUCGGAGGGCGUCAUCCUCGGUGUUGAGAAGCGUGUCACCUCGACCCUCCUCGAGACCUCGUCCGUCGAGAAGAUUGUCGAGAUUGACCGUCACAUUGGCUGCGCCAUGUCUGGCCUCCAGGCCGACGCCCGCUCCAUGGUUGAGCAUGCCCGUGUCGAGUGCCAGUCCCACUCCUUCAACUACAACGAGCCUCUUCGUGUCGAGAGCUGCACCCAGGCCAUCUGCGACCUUGCCCUGCGCUUCGGCGAGGGUGCUGACGGUGAAGAGACCAUCAUGAGCCGUCCUUUCGGCGUUGCCCUUCUCAUCGCUGGCUUCGACGAGGACGGCCCCCAGCUGUUCCACGCUGAGCCCAGUGGCACCUUUUACCGCUACGACGCCAAGGCCAUCGGCUCUGGCUCGGAGGGUGCCCAGGCCGAGCUUCAGAACGAAUACCACAAGUCUUUGACUCUCACAGACGCAGAGACUCUUGUCCUCAAGACGUUGAAGCAGGUCAUGGAGGAGAAGCUAGAUGCCAAGAACGUGCAGCUGGCUAGCGUAACCCGGGAGAAGGGCUUCAGAAUAUACACAGACGAAGAGAUGGCCACCGUCGUAGAGCGGCUGCCUGCCAACUGAUGAGGUUGCUUAAUGAUGAACAGAAUCCACGAAUAGACAGACAGAGAAUCUUGAUCUUGGCGUAUCUUGGGUCGGCGUGCAACCGCGAGUUACCAAGGCAUCCAGGGAAGAAGUUGUAGACAAAUACCUGGGCGCCCAUGGAUGGCCUUCUGAGGAUGACCCCUCUUAUGUAUCAUUAAUGUAUGGAUCCAAUGGGUACCCAGAAAUGAUCCGCCCAAGCAUCUUGAUUCCUACCACCCGCAUC
Molecule: messenger RNA, 1160 nt
Organism: Fusarium vanettenii 77-13-4
Lineage: Eukaryota; Fungi; Ascomycota; Sordariomycetes; Hypocreales; Nectriaceae
Exons: 3
Coding region: 179-916 (245 amino acids)
Biological process (GO): proteasome-mediated ubiquitin-dependent protein catabolic process
Cellular component (GO): proteasome core complex; proteasome core complex, alpha-subunit complex; nucleus
Source: RefSeq, a predicted model, not a curated record